UCUCCAUUGAAAGAGCAAGUCCAAGCAUUGGAAGCACAGAUUAUUACUCGUGUGAGCUGUGGGAAAGAACACUCGCUAGCUGUUAGCAAUGAAGGAAAGGUUUUUUCCUGGGGAGCUGGGUCUGAAGGACAGCUGGGCACUGGAGAAUUUAAGGAACAAAGUUUUAUCCCCAAGAAAAUAGAUGGUUUAUUGAAUCACAGAGUAUUACAGGUCACCUGUGGACACUAUCACUCAGUUGCACUAACACAAGAUGGCAGAGUCUUUUCCUGGGGGCAGAACAGCCAUGGCCAGCUGGGCCUAGGGAAAGAAUUCCCUUCUCAAGCCAGCCCACAGCAAGUUGCAUCUCUCAAUGGAAUCCCUUUGGCACAAGUGGCUGCUGGCGGGGCACACAGCUUUGCCCUGUCUCUCUCAGGAGUUGUGUAUGGAUGGGGAAGAAACAGUGCACGGCAGCUGGGAUUAAACCAGGCCAACACCAAAGAGCAAGUCUUCAAGCCUUGGUCAGUAGCUGCCCUGAAGAGCAUUGGUGUGAUCUAUAUAAGCUGUGGAGAUGAACACACCGCAGUCCUCACGCAGGAUGGCAGUGUAUUUACAUUUGGAGAUAACAGUGCUGGACAGCUGGGCCAUCAUUUUUCUGCCAUGAAAAGUGGUCCACAAAAGGUUGAAGGGAUAGAUGGUCCUGUUUCCCAUUUAGCAUGUGGAAGCUACCACACCCUGGUUUAUAUCUCAGCUUCUGGCCAGCUUAUGUCUUUUGGAUGUGGACCUCAAAGACCUGCUGAAAAUGAAACAACCAAUAGCCAAGGAGAGCAAGUGCAGAGUGUGGACAUCAGCAGCCUGGUUUCUGCUAAUGAUCUGUCUGGCAUUGGGGUGAAAAUGAUUUUUGCUGGAGCGUAUGUCAGUUUCAUCAGCAUUCUUCAGUCCCAGUCCCCUGAGCAUGCAAGUGGAAUCUCUUCUAUGGAUGAGUUGCCAAAGAUUAGCAAGAUUGAUCGGACUCGGAUUGAAAAAUGGCUGGGAGUGACAUCUACCAGUAAUGAAUGGCAAGAAGCCAAAAGGGAAGUAGAAGAAAUAUUUUCUUCUCCUGCCUGUUUAAGUGGAAGUUUUUUAAAACCAAGAUCUGCUCAGGGAGCAAGUCCUUUUGAUGUUGAUCUACAGAAGGCAAGGGAUGUGUUUGAUGAACUAACCAAAAUGGACUGGAUUGCUAAUACGAUAAGUUGCUGUCUGAGGGAACAUCUGAUUCCCAGUCUUCCACUGCACUCUGUUCACCAAGAGGCUAUAUCUAUUUUCCUUCUCCUGCCAGAAUGCCCCAUAAUGCAUGCAGCAGAAAACUUAGAGUCUCUGGUUCUGUACUUGGCAAAAGCCAUUCAUAACAUGAGUGACCGUUCUUCAGACCUUCUGGAAAAAUGUUGGUUGUCUUUGUCAGCAUCAUGUUUGGACAAUAUGGUACAGCUGUUUAAAAUGGCAGUAGUUUCUCAGUUAAAAUGGUAUUAUACCUACCCCUCUUGUCAAAAUGCCAUACCUCUUCUGGAAGUGCUGAAAAAGCUGUACCGAGCAAACAAGAAAGCUAAGUCCACCCUGCAGUUAAGUAAUUUUUACAUCCCUGAAAUCUCCAGCACAGUUAAUCUUCAGGAGGAUGUAGCCAGGUGGCGCAGAUGGCAAGCUACAGCUAAUUCUGCUGGUGAUGACAACACGCUUGUCACAUUCUGCCGCUUUCCUUUUGUCUUUAAUUUGGUUUCCAAGAUUCAAGUGUUCCGCACUGAUUCAGUGCUCCUCCAACAGGGAGCAAAGGUAAUAGCCCAGAACAUAAUCAUACAGAAUCAGCUGCUGAGAAAUAGUGACCUUCCCGACUUUCCUAUAUUUCCUCUUGAGGUUAAUCGCAACAACUUGGUUGAAGAUACUUUACGCAAACUAUGUCUGGUAGAGGAUAGCGCUCUGAAAAAGCAAUUGAUGGUGGCCUUUAAAGGAGAGAUUGGCCUCGAUGCAGGAGGAGUGACAUUAGAAUUCUUCCUUACCUUGUUUGAGGAAAUGGUUCAUCCAGACUAUGGACUGUUCAUGUAUUGUGAGACCACGUCCCCCAUGUGGUUUCCUACUAAUCCUUCAAUAGAGAAGAAAAAAUAUUAUCUCUUUGGGAUCCUGUGUGGGCUAGCUCUCUUCAAUGGAGUCAUUGCCUAUAUCCCUUUUCCACUCGCUGUUUUUAAGAAACUUUUGGAUGUGAAGCCUUCCUUGGAAGAUUUGAAGGAGCUGAGUGCUGUUAUAGGGAAAAGUAUGCAGGCAAUUCUAGAUGAUGAACAUGAUGAUAUUGAAGAAAAUCUUCAGCUAAAUUUUUGUAUAUCAUGGGACAACAAGGACAUAGACCUGAUUCCAAAUGGCAGUUCCAUUGCUGUGACCAGUAAAAACAAGAGGGACUUUAUCAAUAAGUACAUUGAUUACAUCUUCAACAAGUCAGUGGAAGUGGUGUAUGAGGAAUUCAAGAGAGGAUUUUACAAAGUCCUGGACAAAGAUAUAGUUAGAUUCUUUCAUCCUGAAGAACUGAUGGAGGUGACCAUUGGAAACACAAAUUAUGACUGGAACAAGUUUGAAGAGAAUGCAGAGUAUCAUGGAAUAUACACUCCAUCACAUCCCACCAUCAAAAUGUUUUGGGAGGUUUUCCACGACCUACUUCUAGAAGAGAAGAAGGGCUUUCUUUUGUUUCUUACAGGAAGUGACCGGAUCCCUAUACUGGGAAUGAACUGCAUAAGGAUAAAGUUCUGUUUCAAUGGGGUUCUGUCAGAAGAUCACUUUCCUCAAGCACAAACUUGCUUUCAAAUCCUAUUCCUUCCACCAUAUUCAAACAAAGAAAUUCUCAAGGAGAAGCUUUUUACUGCUCUCAGGAACAACCGGGGGUUUGGAAAAUAGUGAAUCACAAACUUGCAUCACAACCAUCACUGAGAAACAGAUUGUUCUCUAGUCUCAUGACUUUGGAUUCCGUAUGUAUCAAGCCUCCUGUUGAACUUAAUCCAGUAAUAGAUUACCUUGAAUUUUGGGGUUGUUUUUUUUUUUAAGGCUUUGGUGGCAGUUCCCUUUGAUCAGUAGUGUCAGAAUUAGUUAAGGUCACACUUCUAGAAAAACACAGGUUAAUUACUGUAUCUAAAUGUACUGGUUGGACUGAGUCUCUAAAAACCAGAGCAGUUUUAGAGCACAGCCUAAAAUAGGUUUGAUUACAGAAAGGAUGAGAGAGACUCUAGUGUCAAUCUAGAGUUGCUGUUUUACAAAGUGAUAUUCUAUCUGCUAUCUAAUUAUUGCACCAAACCAACAAACUAUGUUCAGUUACUGUGACAGCACAUAAUCUCACAUUCAAAAUAUUCUGAUCAUCCAGGCUACAGACAGACAUUACAUAUAAAAUGGUUUAAAUGAUCAAAAACUGGUUUAAACCUGUAACAGAACAUACAUU
Molecule: messenger RNA, 3424 nt
Organism: Gavialis gangeticus (Gharial)
Lineage: Eukaryota; Metazoa; Chordata; Crocodylia; Gavialidae
Product: probable E3 ubiquitin-protein ligase HERC6
Exons: 22
Biological process (GO): ubiquitin-dependent protein catabolic process; protein ubiquitination
Molecular function (GO): ubiquitin protein ligase activity
Source: RefSeq, a predicted model, not a curated record